Molecule: messenger RNA, 2120 nt
Organism: Lotus japonicus
Lineage: Eukaryota; Viridiplantae; Streptophyta; Magnoliopsida; Fabales; Fabaceae
Product: DEAD-box ATP-dependent RNA helicase 27-like
Exons: 12
Coding region: 80-1750 (556 amino acids)
Biological process (GO): maturation of LSU-rRNA from tricistronic rRNA transcript (SSU-rRNA, 5.8S rRNA, LSU-rRNA)
Cellular component (GO): nucleolus
Molecular function (GO): RNA helicase activity; nucleic acid binding; ATP binding
Source: RefSeq, a predicted model, not a curated record
ACUAGGGUUUAGCAAAGCCACCAACAUAGUCUGUGUGAGAGAACAGUGUUCAUAGUCUGUGUUUCGCAAAGCAGCAGCAAUGGCCGAAGAGGAACACGACCAUCACACCUCCCCUGAGUUCGACGACCAAGCUAAGAAGAAGAAGCUUCGCAAGAGGAAAAGAUCUCGCAAAACCGAGCAUGAAGUAGAACAAGAAGAAGUAGACAAUGGGAACGCAGAAUCUCCGGAGGAGAGUGAGCAACCACAAACUGAACCAGAAGAACAACAAGAAGUAGAAGUAGAAGAAGACGGUGAUGAUGAAGAAGAGGAAAAGGUGGAGACCGCUUCUGGGUCUGGAAUCAUGAGCACCCUGUCUUUUUCGUCUCUGGGUUUGUCUCAACCUACUUCUAAGGCUAUUAUGGACAUGGGUUUUCAAACCAUGACUCAGAUUCAAGCUAAGGCGAUUCCGCCGCUAUUGAUGGGAAAGGAUGUUUUGGGUGCUGCUAGGACAGGUUCUGGAAAAACUCUUGCAUUUUUAAUUCCAGCUGUGGAAUUGUUGUACAAUGUUCAGUUCACGCCUCGCAAUGGAACUGGUGUUGUUGUCAUAUGCCCAACUAGAGAGCUUGCCAUUCAGACACAUGCUGUGGCUAAGGAACUGCUCAAGCAUCAUUCGCAAACUCUUGGGUUGGUAAUUGGGGGUGCAGGUAGAAGGAUAGAAGCUGAGCGCAUUGUCAAAGGGGUAAAUCUAUUGGUAGCAACGCCUGGUCGUCUUCUUGAUCACCUUCAAAAUACAAAAGGAUUCAUAUAUAAAAACUUGAAGUGUCUCAUGAUUGAUGAAGCAGACAGGAUAUUGGAAUCCAACUUUGAGGACGAAAUGAAGCAGAUCAUUAAUAUACUCCCGAAGAAAAGGCAAACAGCUCUGUUUUCAGCUACACAAACAAAAAAGGUUGAGGAUCUUGCCCGCCUGUCGUUUCAGACACCUCCUGUCUAUAUUGAUGUAGAUGAUGGGAGGAAAAAGGUCACAAAUGAAGGAUUGCAGCAGGGCUACGUUCAAGUUCCCUGUGACAAGCGUUUUGUUGUUCUCUAUUCAUUCUUGAGGAGAUAUCAAUCAAAAAAAGUGAUGGUCUUUUUCUCUUCAUGCAACUCUGUCAAAUUCCAUGCAGAUCUUCUCAAGUACACUGGGCUGGAGUGCUUGAAUAUUCAUGGAAAACAAAAGCAGCAUACCCGGACAACUACCUUCUUUAGCUUCUGCAAAGCAGAAAAAGGGAUCUUGCUCUGUACUGAUGUUGCUGCUCGUGGACUUGACAUACCUGAUGUGGACUGGAUUGUGCAGUAUGAUCCACCUGAUGAACCAAAGGAAUAUAUCCAUAGGGUUGGUAGAACUGCUCGUGGGGAAGGUGGAAAGGGAAAUGCUUUACUUUUCCUAAUUCCUGAAGAAAAGAAUUUUCUUCUUUAUUUGAAGGCAGCAAAGGUUCCUGUGAAAGAGUAUUCAUUUGACAAUAAGAAGCUUGCAAAUGUACACUCUCAAAUGGAGAAGUUGGUGGCUGUCAAUUAUCAUUUGAAUAAUAUGGCUAAGGAUGCUUAUAGGUCAUAUAUAUUAGCAUAUAAUUCACAUUCUAUGAAGGAUAUAUUCAAUGUUCACCGCCUUGAUUUACAGGCUGUUGCUACUUCAUUCUGUUUUUCAAACCCACCGAAGGUAAAUCUGAACAUAGACAGCAGUGCUUCAAAGCAUAGGAAGAAAAUACGCAAAGUUGAAGGAAGAAGACAUUGAUUCCGCAAAAGCAAUGCUUGUAGAAGGAGAAUUGCAGAUGAUAAACGGCUCUACUUCUGAAAGCACUGUCAGGAAACAUGUACCAGCACUGUAGUGGAUGUUAUUCUCAUCUCCUUCCCACAAUACACCAGAAAAUUUUGGUAGGAAUCCCAAUUUUAUUUAGGUGAGUGUAACUUUGUCAAACAAUAGAUUAUUUGACGGAUUAUAAUUCUUCAACCGGAAUGUGUUAUGAGCAGUUUUGAACUGAAAUAUUUGACAUGGGUUUCCUAUCCUAUAAAUUCAAUUUAUAGGCCUGUUCUUUUUGUUGUAAAUUUGAUCAUCAACCUUCGAUUACAGCUUUCAAAAGCAAUAGCAAUACUGAAUUGAGAUG